ACAAGCAAUUGCAACCCUGUGUUUUGAAAUACGCUACAAAUUUUAAAUAGUUUUCGUGUUUUUAUGUAUUUUUAACUAGACUCUAGCAGCAUUUCCGUUUACUUCUUUCCUUUUGCUAUACACUAGGAGACAUUUUCAAGACUUGUGACUUCCAUUUCGGUACCAACAAAUCGUCCGCCAUGGUCUCUACAUCGCUAUCUGAGCCGCGCUUCGAUAUCAAGCUGUUGUCCGGCAAGACAGUGGUCAUGGUGGAGUGUCCGGGCUACGAGACCGAGCUGUUCAUGCCACAAAUCGUCAAGGGACGCAUCACCUUCCAAAACAUCAUUCCCAACCGACGGUGCUGCCCCGAGAGCAGCAUGCUACCAAGAGAAGACAAAAGAGGAGCCGCCGCGGUAAGGGGCGCGAGGAGCACGCCCUUGCGCCUCUCUCAAACAGUUAAUCUAUCAACGCCGCUGGCCAAGAGCACGCCGUCCAGUGGGUCCACCGUGCAUUCCCGUGUCGGCAAGGAGAACAUUCCGCCGCAUCUGACGCCGGAGCUAGGGCGCUGCCGUCCCGUCCGUAUGCCAUCGCUAGAUGACUGCGAUUUGAAUUUGGACUUGGUUUGUGCUUCAUCUCCCGAGCCGCAGGUCGUGCCCGCUUGUCGCAAUCUAAAUUUGGAGGCCAGGAUCUCUCCCCUACCAGCUUGCAGCUAUAACCUAGCCACUGUACAAACCAAAGAGCCCGUGCUCUCAAGGACUCCGCCGGUACGGACCUACUCCCGCAAAAAGGCUGCUACGCCGAGCAAAACUAAGCCUACUGUCUGGUCGCCUCUGCAAAAGAAGAGAAAGACAUCCACGGUUUCCUCCACCAAAGGGCUUAGUCCGACAGUUAAAGUGGUUAUGCGCAGCCGCAAACUGAUAGUGGACAACAAGAAGACACUGGAACCCCGGGAUCUUAAGAAGAUUACGCCCAUCUCAAGGGAGAUGAUCACACGCAAACAGGUUACAGGCAAGACGCGGAACCAAUUUAAGGCACUGAAGGUCACGGCCUUCGACCUGCUGACACAGCCCGCUCUGGGGAUCAUGGGCCACGAACUGAACACACAAUUCGAGCAAGCCUGCGUGAACAAGAAGGCCACCACCCUGCCCAACUACGCGGAGGUGGCGGUCACAGAGCCGCUCAAAAUGGACUACCAGGUGAAGACCCUGUUAGCCAAGCAGAGGCGGAUGGAACGGGACGACCAGCAAAAGCCAAAAUGCGCAAUGAUGCCGAAGAGCAAGACCAAGGUUUGGAGUUUCUAGAAACCGUGAAAUCUUGAUUGUACUUAAACAGAUUAGUCCAAAUGUUUGGCAAGCCAUAGCCAUUCAAAUCAGAUACGUAUUCGUAUUAAAUGUAAGCCCAUGUCAAGUGUGGAGCAUGGUUUACUUGA
This is a messenger RNA of Drosophila kikkawai, 1408 nucleotides long. It is a transcript of the gene uno, whose product is annotated as univalents only. The record is from RefSeq and is a predicted model, not a curated record. Lineage: Eukaryota; Metazoa; Arthropoda; Insecta; Diptera; Drosophilidae.